AAGGCUCCUUUUUGUUUCUUCUUAACCCCUCGCUCCUGUGUUCCUUGGGGAUGCUUCUGUGCCCGUGUGUCUGCUCUCCAGGCACUGUGGUGGAUGGGUGCUGGUGACAGCACCAUGGGACCGGUUAUCAUUCUCAUUUUGAUGUCUGUGCUGUACUCUGGUGCUGUCUCCCUGAGGAGUGAAGCUUAUUUCAAUGAGACUGCAGAGCUUCCAUGCCAAUUUUCAAACUCUCAAAACCUCAGCUUGAAUGAGCUGGUUAUAUUUUGGCAGGACCAGGAAAAGUUAGUCCUCUAUGAACAUUAUUUAGGGAAAGAAAAUUUUAAUAACGUGAAUUCCAAAUAUAAGCACCGCACAAGUUUUGACCACAACAACUGGACCCUACGACUUCACAGAGCUCAAAUCAAGGAUGAGGGUGUCUAUCAAUGUAUCAUCCAUCACAAAAGGCCCACAGGUCUCGUUUCUAUCCACCAGAAAGAUUCCGAGCUGUCACUAUUUGCUAACUUCACUCAACCUGAAAUAGUGCAGAUGUCUAAUAUAACAGGCAAGUUUGGCAUAAAUUUAACCUGCUCAUCUGGACAAGGUUAUCCAAAAGCUAUGACGAUGUAUUUUUUGGUAAAACUUGAAAAUUCAACUGAAUUGGAGUAUGAUUGCAACAUGCAGACGUCGCAAAAUAAUGGUACAGAGCUGUACAACGUCUCUAUCAGCAAAUAUUUUCCAUUCCCUGAUGGCAUGAGUAACAUGACCAUCUUCUGUGUCCUGAAAACUAAGGCAAUGAAGUCAGAGGAAAGGGAGCUUCGCUCCAAACCUUUCUGUAGAGUUCCUAAUCACCCUGUGCCUGUUACACACCAACCUUUCUGGAUUAUAAUUGCAUCCCUGAUCUCGGUGAUCUUCUCAGCUGGGGUGGUGUACUUUGCAUGGAAAAAGAAGAAGAAGCAACGGGCUGUCCUCACUAACAAAGAAAGCACCAAAACAGAGAAGGAAAAGAAUGAAGGGACUGGACAAAGAGAGAAAAUUCAAGUACCUGAAAGAAAUGAUAAAGAAGUACAAUGCACCUGAAAGCAAUGAUAAAGAAGUUGUUCGACCUUAGUUGCUAAAAAUGCUCCAUCAUUUUAAUUAAAGAAAAAAUUUCCUAUGUGUAUCCAUUUUUAUAUCAUUAAUCUUCACAAGUAUUUGAGCAAACUUUUGGGAUCCUCCCCAAAGCCAUGCGAAUGUUAUUUCUAGUAAUAGUGAGGACUUCGGGAAUCCCUAUAAGUGAAGGAAGCUCCCUAUGUCAGAUCUGUUCCCUGUGUUUGGGACAGACUUUAGUUCUCUACCUGCUUCUUUUAAUUUCACCAGAAACUCAUGAGCCAGCCCCACCUAAACGCUUCUUUGCCUGGGAAUAACGUUCAGAACUAACAUGUCCUGAGUCAGACCAGAUUCCUCUCUUAAAGUUUACACAAUAUGCUUUCAUAUGGGACUCAGUUCUUUGGGUAGGGGCUCUUAUGUGCCCUGAAUUCUAAGGUAGUGUACCAUUUCAUCUGAUGCACCUGGGACUGAACAGCUAUCUCUUUGUUUGAGGGAGGAAAAUAUGUUUUACAACUUUAUAGUGUUUAUAGUAAUAUUUGAAACUAUAAAUAAAUGUAUACUAAA
Molecule: messenger RNA, 1629 nt
Organism: Octodon degus (degu)
Lineage: Eukaryota; Metazoa; Chordata; Mammalia; Rodentia; Octodontidae
Gene: Cd86
Product: CD86 molecule
Exons: 7
Coding region: 94-1056 (320 amino acids)
Biological process (GO): cell surface receptor signaling pathway; negative regulation of T cell proliferation; T cell costimulation
Cellular component (GO): external side of plasma membrane
Source: RefSeq, a predicted model, not a curated record